Messenger RNA from Triticum dicoccoides, 4563 nucleotides. RefSeq names its product protein ETHYLENE-INSENSITIVE 2-like. Gene Ontology annotation, molecular function: manganese ion transmembrane transporter activity; cadmium ion transmembrane transporter activity. The transcript has 7 exons. Bases 1458 to 3680 code for a protein of 740 amino acids. Gene Ontology annotation, cellular component: plasma membrane. Lineage: Eukaryota; Viridiplantae; Streptophyta; Magnoliopsida; Poales; Poaceae. Gene Ontology annotation, biological process: iron ion transmembrane transport; manganese ion transport. The record is from RefSeq and is a predicted model, not a curated record.
UAUUCCCUCGCCCACCAUCCCGUCAAGCGAGCAAGGUUGCGGCGCUACUGCUGCACGCGCUCGGCCACAGCUACCUCCCGCCGCAAGCCGGUACGGAGACCCGAGGGGUUGUCGGGCCGGUAUGCUGCGACCCGCCGACAUUGAUGCUGGAAGCGUUGUCCCUGGAUGCGACGACCCCGCGGGCGUGAAUACUGGGAGCGGCCGCUGGGAUGCUGGGUCUUCCCGACGACGAUGCUACAACCGGCAGGGGCGGUUGCUACAACCUCACGCCAACCGGCACAGGCGGGUGCUACAUCCGGGGACCAGCGAGCUACAACCCAGCAAUGGUGCAGGUGCUACAACCUCACGCUGAAAAGCUGCACCCAGCACGUACGGGCGCUACAUCUGAUGGCUCGGCGAGCUACAAUCGUCAGGCCGGCAAGGUACAACCGCUGGCCGGCAAGCUGCGACAUACACGGACAACCUCACAAUGGCAAGCUGCAACCGGCACGAGCAGUGCUACAACCUUUGUCCAGCGAGCUGCAAGCGACACAAUGGCGAGCUUCAACCUGGUGGGUCACCAUGCCGGCGAUAGAGACCAUGUCCGCGGGGUGCUACAACCAUGAUGGUGAGUUUGCUGGAACCGGCCUUUGUUUUUGUUAGGACACUUCUUAAAUUAAAAUUUUCAAACGGGUAUCAUGGGGCACAAUGAUGGUAUCACCCGAUAUUCUUCCGUGGGCGGGGUCACGAGAGCAAGAGAUGGCAAAAUUCGUAUAGGACAGGUACAAUGACCAAAGUGAUUUUGAUGAACAAGUCUAGUGACCAGAGUGCAAUUUUUUUUUUACUCAUAGAAAAGUUAAAAACAAGCUACCCUCAAACUCUGUCGACCUGGAGCUGCCACGUACACCCAUCGAACUCCCAUGAUCAUUCCAAGUUGUCGCCUUGCCUAGGACGACGCAGUAGAAACGGCCCCACAGACUUCGUCCCCAUCCGCACGCAGAAUACCGGAAACACCCCUCGCCGCUGAACGUGCAGCCUCCGCCCUUAUCCUCUUCCUCUGUUUUUUCCCCACUUUACCCCCCACCCUUCCCGGGGGCGGCGGCGAGGCCACCCAUCACCGCAUUGCCUACUUCUUCCGCCCCGGCUUCCCCGCUCGUCUCAUCUCGGCUCCGACUCCCACGCCACGCCACGCCAUCGCCCUCGAACCUUCUCUCCGCGGAGCACGCCAGGUCGACUGCUGCUUCAGAGCUGCUCUCUGUGAAUCUGUUUGCUGGCGCAGUGGAGCACUCUGUUCAUUUUUUCCAACCAGGUUGGUUGUUGGUUCAGUUCAAGGUGAUGCCCGCCUCUGGUGCCGCUGCCUCGCAAGCUUUGUGCAGGUAGUUUGACUGGACUGUUUGGACCACAAGGAGUGUUGUGUUCUCUGAAUUCUGAGGACGUGAAUCGGAUAAACAGCUGGGCGUGAUUCUUGGUGAUAUUCCAUGGAAGCCGUGCACGGCAUACAGUCCCUGGCUUCAGGAGACGGCCAUCAUCACCUUUCCCGGACGCUUGGGCCGGCGCUGCUCAUCUCCGUCGGGUAUAUUGAUCUUGGCAAGUGGGUGGCGACGGUCGACGCCGGGACUCGGUUCGGGUACGACCUCGUGCUGCUGGUGCUCCUUUUCAACUUCUCCUCGGUUCUGUAUCAGUAUAUGUCCACCUGCAUCGGCAUGGUCACCGACAAGAAUCUCGCUCAGGUUUCCGGCCAGGAGUACAGUCGGUUUAUAUGUGGCGGCCUUGGUCUCCAGGCAGGAUUGUCUUUGCUUACUUCAGAACUAACCAUGAUUUCAGGCAUAGCAGUUGGAUUCAACCUUGUAUUUGAUCACGAUGAUCUCAUCACGGGUAUUAUUUUUGCAUGCGUUGUAAUCAAUCUGCUGCCAUUUCUUUUAUCCUCUCGGGACAAGAGGAUGUCUGGAACGUUAAAUGCCUGCAUAGCGGGCUUUACGAUUCUCUGUUUUGUGCUUGGCUUGUUAAUCAGUCAACCAGAGAUACCUCUCCAUGUGAAUGUGAUGUUCCCCAAGUUGAGUGGUGAAAGUGCUUACUCAUUGAUGGCACUUAUGGGUGCAAACGUAAUAUCGCACAAUUUUUAUGUUCAUUCAUCAGUUGUUCAGGUUCAGAGGAGGUCUCAUGUUCUUACCCUCCGUACCCUGUUUCAUGACCACCUUUUUUCUAUAUUAUUCAUUUCUACUGGAGUUUUUCUUGUGAACUAUGUUCUGCUGAGCUCAGCAGCAUCGGAAUCUAGUCACAAUGUGAUCCACUCCUUUCACGAUGCUGUAGAUCUGAUGAACCAGAUAUUUACAAAUCCCAUGGCUCCACUCGUGUUACUAGCGGUUCUUCUCUUUUCGAGCCACAUUAUUUCGUUGACAGCUGUCAUCGCCAGUCAUGCAGUUAUGGAGAAUUUCUUUGGUGCAAACCUGUCUCUUUUUGCACAUCAUGUGCUACUCAAGGUUCUUGCCAUGAUUCCUACUAUGUAUUGUGCAAAAGUAGCAGGCUCUGAAGGGAUAUAUCAGUUACUCAUUCUGUGUCCGGUAAUCCAGGGCAUGACCCUGCCCUCCUCUACCAUUCCUGUUUUCCGUAUCGCCUCAUCAAGGUCAAUAAUGGGCAACUACAGGAUAUCUUUAUAUGUUGAGAUACUAGCCUUCCUUGCGUUUCUUCUUAUGUUGUUUACAAAUAUCAUUUUCGCGGCGGAAAUCCUGUUCGGUGACAGCAGCUGGACAAACAACCUGAAAGGGAACACUGAAAGCCCUGUCAUAAUUCACCAUACUGUACUUAUUAUAAUGUCUUGUGCAUCUAUUGCUUUUACACUUUUCCUGGCUGUGACUCCAAUAAAAUCAGCCAGCAGUGAAGCUGAAACUCAGGAGUGGCAUGUGCACUCUCCGAAGGAAGCACUGGACACUACUCAUCACAGAGUAGAUACUUAUCCGGAAUAUAUUGCACAUGAAGAAAUUCAAAGGUAUUCUAUUGAUGCUGUUCCAAGGGAUUCAUUGAGAAGUCAUCAGAAAUCAGCUUUGGAGGAGCAUACUGACGGUUCUGAAACCACUGCAGAAUCCGAUAACGGGGCUCAACAUAUGGCGACCAUUCCUGAGGCUGCCCCCGGAAUGUCAAGCAACAUCGAGGAGUCAAAAUCAGUUGUUGGGGCUGACUUUACAGGUUCAACGCCAAAUGUCUCUACUGCCACCGCAGUAGGACAGAGUUCAGCAGAGAAUAACCAAAUGAAGAGCACAGCUGAGAAAGAUGUUCAAGUAGAAGCAGAUGUUUGCACAGACAAGGACAAUGAGACUUCACAUAAUGUGAGCUCCAGUAAUAAGUCCACUGGAGGCAAAGCACCCUCUUUAUCUUCCGGUGAUCCACCACCCCUUGCUAUGAGCAGAUAUAAAGACACUGAUGCUGUUAGUGGCAGUGGUGGCCUCUCAAGGCAGCCUGGUUUGGGCCGUGCUGCAAGGAGACAGUUAGCAGCAAUUCUCGAUGAGUUCUGGGGGCGUUUUUUUGAUUAUCAUGGCAAGCCGACACAAGAAGGUGAUGCUGAAAGGAUCCACCUUUUGCUUGGACUGGACUUGACAAUAGAUGGUUCAGCUGGGAGAACGGAUAACCAAAACACCCAAGCUUCCAAGAACCCCUUAAUGAGAGAUGCAGUGCCUGGAGCCAUGGGUGCUGGAACUGUUACAUGACAUAAUUGAACUUAACAUGGUUGGUUGGAACGUACUGUUGAGCAUAUAUCAGUGUCAUGUCAUUCUCAUCGUGUAUUCCCCUGCAAAUGUGAGGUUUUCAGUAGAAAAAGAAUGCUUCUCCCAACAACAAAAAAUCAUCGAUACAUCUGAGCCAGUUCUAUUUGGCAGUUGAUGUUUCUAAGAUGAAAUUUACAGAUGCCAAGCUAUUCUUAUACCUACUUUGCACAUUUUGGCAUCCAGAUUUUAUGACAUCUUGCUUACUUCAUUUGAUGUAGGGGAUCCUUGAUCCUGCAUUUUGCAAGCCUCGGAAACCCGUCACCGGGUGCCCAUGCCUCGAGAAAGCACGUCUAGUCGGCAAGCCCAUGUCCAGUAACUUCACCGCCGCAGCUGACAUCUUGCUGUUGAUCAAAGAUGUUGAGCAAGCAGUUUCUGGCCGGAGGGGUCGAAGCGGCACGGUGGCGGGAGAUGUUGCCUUCCCUAAAGGGAAGGAAAACCUUGCUUCUGUGCUCAAGCGAUACAAGCGCAGGCUCUCGAGCAACAAGCCGCCUGCCGGAUCAUAGCUGUCACUCAGCCUGUUACCAAGCCUCUGUAGACUGUAGCUGCUUCUCGUAUAUUGGUUUUUUCUGCUGCACGCCGUACGCCUGGAGGCUUUUCGGUCUUGGUUCGGUAAUGGCAAUCGACUGUAAGUCUGUGACACUGGUUUUGCCCAUAUAAAUGUUCUACAAGGGCAAGGUGCGGUCACUGUAGCUGCUUCGAGCGAGAUGUACAAAAAAGCGUUGGUAUUUUGUUGAAGUGGCGCGCUGUAAAUUUGACUGUUACUCAAAUUCCUCUUGUCGCUAAAUCUUUGUAUUUCGAUGUUUCCGCGGUUCUCGCCGCCCCUUUC